Carya illinoinensis is the source of this 1307-nucleotide messenger RNA. Its product is annotated as sanguinarine reductase. The record is from RefSeq and is a predicted model, not a curated record. The coding region runs from base 79 to 1152 and encodes 357 amino acids. The transcript is spliced from 10 exons. Lineage: Eukaryota; Viridiplantae; Streptophyta; Magnoliopsida; Fagales; Juglandaceae.
UAUUUUGGCAACCCAUUUAAAUUUAACCAGUACCACACAACCGUUCUCGCUCUCUCUUUUCGUUGGUCUCUCUGCUUCAUGUUCAUGGCUUCCCGACUCCCUGGAUUCAUUCCAAUUCCCGUUUCCCCAUUCCCAGUUGAGGUAUUCUCGAGACCCCCUCAACGGAUUCCUUGUCUUACCCUUCCACCGUCAAGUUCUUACUCCCUAGUUGCUUCUUCUGAGAGCAUUUCGAGCUCUAGAAGAGGAUCACCGGCACUUAACGCUGUCAAGGAGGAACUCAUCCAAUCCCCAAGUUCAGUACCUACCCAUGAUUCCAGAACCACUCCUUCUUCGUCUUCUAAGCUCGUUCUCGUCGUGGGCGGCUCCGGCGGCGUUGGGCAGUUGGUAGUGGCAUCAUUGCUCAGCCGGAAUAUCAAAUCUCGGUUAUUACUACGAGAACCUGAGAAAGCAAUCACCUUGUUUGGUGAACAAGAUGAGGAGACAUUGGAGGUGUUUAAAGGGGAUACUCGAAACCCGGAGGAUCUAGAUCCAUCUAUAUUUGAGGGAGUCACACAUGUAAUUUGCUGUACAGGAACAACAGCCUUUCCUUCAAGACGGUGGGAUAGGGAUAAUACACCAGAAAGAGUAGAUUGGGAGGGUGUGAGAAAUCUUGUAUCUGCACUGCCCUCUUCACUGAAGAGAAUUGUUCUUGUUUCAUCAGUAGGCGUAACAAAGUCCAGUGAACUACCUUGGAGCAUUAUGAAUCUCUUUGGUGUUCUGAAAUUUAAAAAGAUGGGAGAGGAUUUUCUUCGCGAAUCUGGCCUUCCAUUUACCAUAUUAAGACCUGGUAGAUUGACAGAUGGACCUUACACGUCAUAUGAUCUAAAUACUUUGCUCAAAGCUACUUCUGGGCAAAGACGUGCAGUCCUUAUAGGUCAAGGAGAUAAACUUAUUGGAGAGGCCAGCAGACUUGUAGUUGCAGAAGCAUGCGUGCAGGCACUGGACAUAGAAUCUACUGAAGGGAAAACUUACGAAAUUAAUUCAGUUGAGCACAGAAAAUGGACUCAUUCGAAAUAUUGUGACAAUUACAAUUUGAGAAUUUGGUCGGGGGAAGGGCCAGGAAGUGAUCCACAAAAGUGGCAAGAGCUAUUCGAUGCUGCGGAAGGCCAAUGAUUGAAUUCACAUGUUCAGUUUGUUCAUCUGUGUAGAAUGAGAGAUACUGUUGGAAAUGAAGAUAUGCAUAGGCCAUAAAUUAUUGUCUACAGAAUGCAAAUAACCAGUUAUUGUAAUUAUUGUCUAUGAUACAAUAAUAGAUCAAUCGUUUAGCA